UUGGGGUAGGUCGUGGAAUCGUGGAAUCGAGUGAAGAUUCUCAUGCACGGCCCGAGCCUGCUUGGAAUCCCAUGGUCGAGAGGAGAGAAGGAGCAUGACGUAGCCGUCGACAAGGGGGGCGCUUCGGAUGCUCCGGACUGCCGAUUAGGCUCGUAUGGAGGGGAAGGACGCAAUCACCACGGAAAGCACCCUGCUUCUGAACCUGACCACUGUAGCUACACGAAACACCGACGGAUUCCUCCGAGGAUUCCCCGGCAAAAAUUCGCCCUACACGGUCACGCAGGCAAUACUUAUCGCCCUGGUGCUUGGCAGCAUCAUAGUCGGGACUGUGAUUGGAAACAUUCUAGUCUGCGUUGCCGUGUUCCUUGUUAGGAAGCUGCGAAGGCCUUGCAACUAUCUGCUGGUUAGCCUUGCAGUUAGCGAUCUCUGCGUCGCUCUUCUGGUAAUGCCGAUGGCGUUGCUCUACGAGAUCUCCGGUAAUUGGUCCUUCGGUGCAAUUAUGUGCGACCUUUGGGUUAGCUUCGACGUGCUCAGUUGCACGGCCAGCAUCCUGAACCUCUGCAUGAUCUCCGUGGACCGGUUCUGUGCCAUAACGAAGCCGCUGAAAUACGGGGUGAAAAGAACACCGCGACGAAUGAUCGUUUACGUCAGCCUUGUUUGGUUGGGAGCGGCCUGUAUCAGUUUGCCACCAUUGUUGAUUAUGGGAAACGAGCAUACUUACUCCGAGAGUGGGCCGUCUCAUUGCGUUGUUUGCCAGAAUUUCUUCUAUCAAAUUUACGCUACGCUUGGGAGCUUCUACAUACCUCUGUUCGUGAUGAUUCAAGUAUAUUACAAGAUAUUCUGUGCGGCGCGCAGAAUAGUUCUCGAAGAACGGAGAGCGCAAAGCCACUUGGAGGCGCACUGCUACCUCGACAUAGAGCCGACGGUGCAGCAACAUCAGCCAGCAGCUGUGAAUCGUCAAUUAAAUACCGACGUGCAGACUAGCCAUGGAAGUCCGCCCACGAAGCAGCACCGAAGUUCGAGCGCCUCGACGACGGUAAGUAGACCAAUUGAUUCUAGUUGAUAGAUCGCAUCUUGUUCUUCUCCUAUUUGCGGCCACGCCACGACCGUUGACUGAGUCAUUUACCCGACCAAUUCGCCUUCGAACCCUCGAUGACGAAUUCAAUCCAUAGAUUCGUCGUACGCUUACGCACGAAUCGUUCCAAAUUCUAACAGAAUAGGGAAUUACAUUCGAUUAAAAAACUUUGAUAUUUAACCUGUUAACUGGGCCGUCUCAUGAAGUUUAUGACUAAUAAAAAUUAAUUUUCAAAUUAAUUUUAGUAUUUGUAAACGUAAAUACGAUGUGAUUUAUAUGUAACAAAAAUGAU
Messenger RNA from Bombus pascuorum, 1367 nucleotides. Its product is annotated as 5-hydroxytryptamine receptor 1-like. The record is from RefSeq and is a predicted model, not a curated record. The coding region runs from base 155 to 1063 and encodes 302 amino acids. Gene Ontology annotation, cellular component: membrane. Lineage: Eukaryota; Metazoa; Arthropoda; Insecta; Hymenoptera; Apidae. Gene Ontology annotation, biological process: adenylate cyclase-activating adrenergic receptor signaling pathway. Gene Ontology annotation, molecular function: G protein-coupled amine receptor activity. The transcript has 4 exons.